Messenger RNA from Diorhabda carinulata, 3882 nucleotides. Its product is annotated as zinc finger protein chinmo-like. Gene Ontology annotation, molecular function: protein binding. The coding region runs from base 264 to 1670 and encodes 468 amino acids. The record is from RefSeq and is a predicted model, not a curated record. Lineage: Eukaryota; Metazoa; Arthropoda; Insecta; Coleoptera; Chrysomelidae. Gene Ontology annotation, biological process: regulation of transcription by RNA polymerase II. Gene Ontology annotation, cellular component: nucleus. The transcript is spliced from 6 exons.
GGCCCCCCUCCCAAAUUUCGGCAAUUUGCGCCAAGUUCAUCGCAACAUUUUUUCCUGGUUAACACAAAUAGACUGCAAAAAUCUAUUGCACUAUUUGAACACUUUGGUGCGCGUUCUCCGAGCUGAAAUUCAAAUAAAUAAAUAAAUAGAUUGAAAUAAUCGAGUUGCAGGUGAUUUAGGAUGACCUUAUGGUGCCCUGAGGGGUUGAAGGGAUAGUGCUACUAGCUGUAAAGUGCGUGUUUCUAUAAAGCACACUAUAAAUAAUGGCAAUGCGAGCUCAUAAUUUUUUCCAGUCCGGUGUUGAGAUGGACUCACAGCAACAGCAAUUUUGUCUAAAAUGGAACAGUUUCGGAUCGAAUUUAGCGACAUCUUUUAGUAAUUUAUUCAAAUCGGAAACGCUGGCCGAUGUUACGCUGUUUUGUGACGGUGUAAGCUUUAGAGCUCAUAAAUUGAUUCUGGCGGCGUGUAGUAAACACCUAGCCGAUCUAUUCGAAACUGCUCCACUUCACCAAAAUUUACUCGUCAUACUCGAUAAUACGUCCGCCACUAACAUGUCCGCUCUCUUGGAAUUUAUGUACAAGGGAGAAGUACACGUUUCGCAGGAUUCCCUGUCCAGUUUUUUGAAAGCCGCGGAAUGUUUACAAGUGAAAGGAUUGAGUAUCGAACACGAGAAAUUGGCCGUUGCGCAGGGUCACAGCAUCACUCCCAUGGAUACUGGAAUAGAUUCGCCCGGAAAACAUUCUAAGGUACCAAAGGAAGAAAUAGAUACUCCGAUAUCGAACACAACACACCAUCAAUCCAGCCCGUCCCCAAGUUAUUCACCGACAAUGUCCCCGUAUAUGCAUCCGCAUCAUUACAGACCAUACGAACCGAGGAUGUCGACAUCGGGAGCAUCUUACGGAGAUAACGCCUUGAAACGACCUCUACGAAGUCCUAGCGAAAUAUUACAGGAAACCGGCAAUAGAGCUUCGGUCCUUAGAGACGGAAGCAAAGCUGUAGGAAGACCCGGUUCGCCGGGACAGAUGUGCGCUUAUAGACCACCUUCCUCUUUAUCGAAUUUGCCGAAUCAACCGGGAGGCGAGACUCCUCCAGAAAGCAGAUUCGAUCCGGAUCCUGCAACCGCUUUGAUUUGUCCGGAAACCAAUAGUAUAGAUCGGUUUCAGGAUCCGGGACGUCCAGAAGAUUUGAGAAAGAAAAUGGACCAUGCGAUGCAACAAGACGAAUCGCCGAGUAGUACCGCAGGAAACGGAACAGGAAACAAUAGCAACAUGCUCAAUAACACCAUAUCUUCGAACGGUUCUGCCAGAUCUCAAGCUAACUACGGCCAUGACAGGGAGGCAGAUCUUAUACAGACCAAUAUAUGGAGUAACGUAGCUGGAAAAAUAAAUUGCAAAGCCGGAACUGUUAAUACAGCGGAUGGAAAAAAAUUAAAGUGCCCUUUUUGCGAGAGAUUAUAUGGUUACGAGACCAAUUUGAGGGCGCACAUACGACAGCGACAUCAGGGGAUCCGAGUACCGUGUCCGUUUUGUUCGCGAACCUUUACCAGAAACAACACGGUCAGAAGACACAUAGCGAGGGAGCAUAAGGCCGAGCUCAGUUUAAAGGCUUACCAACAGAAUCAGCAACAGCAGCAGCAGCAACAACAGCAGGUACACAACCACAAUCCUUAAGGUCACGUUUUUAAGGGUAUGACAACUACUUCAGAUCUGGUGUAAAUAUUAUGUUUUGUGGAGAAGAUCCGGUUUGUUUACUGGAUAGGAAAAUUGUGGUUGAUGUUGUUAAACGUAAAAUUUUAACUGUAAUAUUAAGGGAAUUUCAGGGUAACAGUUAUAAGUGAGAAUAUUUUGCACAUUUUUUUGUAUAUGUACAUCGUAGAUUUUUUAAAAUUAGAUGUAUGAAUGGGUAUAGUGAUGUCAAGUUACCAAAAGGUUCGAGUUAUUUUAUUAUGAUGGUCAAAAAUACUCGAAAAGUAAUCGAACUGUGUGGGUCAAAAGUUUUGUAUCACAUUCUAAUAUAUAAAUGAAUUAUUAAAAAGUUAAACUAAUUGAAAAUACCAUUAGAUUCAAAUUUAUUUAAAAACAUGAGCAAAACUACAAUUAGAAUUAUUUUAACAAACUAGUUAACAAACUAAUUUCCAAUUUAAUAAGUUUACACAUUUUUAAAAAUAACUUCUAACAAAAUUAUUUUUUUUUCGAAUACUUAUUUCACAAUUAACUAAAGAUAAUAAUACAUUUGAAUAUUCCAAAAUCAUACGACUGAAUAAUAUUGAAAUAUUUCUAAAACAAAAAAUUGUUAAUUUUUUAUUUUCGUAUAGAUGCGUUUUAAACAGUACUUUAUUAUGAGUAAAUAAUUUAUUUACAAGACAUGAUCCUUUCGGAAAAUGGAGAUACGUCCUUUAGGCUGUUUAAACAAAAUCACUGUUCCAGAAGACUAUUCAACAGAGUUGUACAAGAUGGAUUCUGAAGAAAAAUGGAAAUAACAUAUGUUUUUGACACUAUAGAUAAAGAAAUUUGAAUUCUGUGGUUUAGUGUAAUGGUACUUUGUGUAUGAACCAUCAAUAUACAUAUUAGAACAUUUUUAUACCGAAUAGUCUGUCAAUACAAACAUCUGGAUCUAUUUUUAAACCAUCCGUGAUUAAUUGGAGAGUGUAUAACAGAUAUGGCAUAAGAAGAAGAAUUGGUCAAGAGAUACUUCCUUUAGGCUGUUUAAACAAAAUCACUAUUCCAGAAGACUAUUCCACAGAGUAAUUUAAGAUAGAUUCCGAAGAAAAAUGCCAUUUACAUACGUUUUUGACAUUAUAGAUAAAGAAAAUUGAAUUCUGUGGUUUAGUGUAAUGGUACAUUGUUUAUUAACCAUCAAUAUACAUAUUGGAACAUUUUUAUAACGAAUAGAAUGUCAAUACAAACAUCUGGAUCUAUUUUUAAACCAUCUGUGGUUAAUUGGAGAGUACAUAACACAGAUAUGGUAUAAAAAGGAGAAUAAGGUCAAAACAUAUGUUCUUCAGGGUGUUUAAAAAAAGUUACUGUUCCAGGAGACUAUUUUACAGAGUAAUUUAAGAUAGAUUCUAAAGAAAAAUGGUAAUUACAUAUAUAUUUGACACUAUAGAUAAAAAAAUUGAAUUCUGUGGUUUAGUGUAAUGAUACUUUGUGUAUUAACCAUCAAUAUACAUAUUGGAACAUUUUUAUACCUAAAAGUGUUUCAAUACAAACAUCUGGAUCUAUUUUUAAACCAUCUGUGGUUAAUUGGAGAGUAAAAUUCACAGACAUGGUGUAAGAAGAAGGACGAAGGAUGUUCAAUUUUUGAUAUAUUAAUACUUUGAUUAUUUUCGUCAGUGAAUUUUUAUAUUGUAAAUAUUAAUAUCAAGAAAUCCAUUUUUCUUGUUAUCAAAAAUAGAUAUACAUGACAUGAACAUGUCCGUUACGUUAAUUUAGUUCUGCCAUUGGUGGACCGCCUUUAAAUGUGGCCUUUAAAUGUGGAGUAGACCACGGAUCCCAAAAGUUUGGCCACCCCUGAUGUAUAAAUUGGAACUCUAUUCUACCCAUAGAGAAGAAAUAGUAAAGAUAGAGAGAGAGUGGGUAAGUGAGCUUGUUCAAGUGGGCCAGAACGGCUGACAGAAAGAGAAAGAACAUCGGUUUACCUCUCUCUAUUUCUCUAUUGUAUUCUGAUCUAUUCUACCUAAUAGUCUGUCAAUAUUAACAUCUGGAUCUGUUGUUAAACUUUCUUCGUGGUUAAUUUAAGAGUACAAUAGACCAAGAAGGUCGAGAAAUACUUCCUUUAGGGUGCUCGGUGAUCGCUCGCUUCUGUGUGGAUUGAGUUAAGAAUACCAGUCCUGGAUCUAUUAUUAAACUAUCCUCCGUUAAUAUAAGAGAAAAAAAAGAAAAA